Molecule: messenger RNA, 695 nt
Organism: Parasteatoda tepidariorum (common house spider)
Lineage: Eukaryota; Metazoa; Arthropoda; Arachnida; Araneae; Theridiidae
Gene: ND-B14
Product: NADH dehydrogenase (ubiquinone) B14 subunit
Biological process (GO): response to oxidative stress
Cellular component (GO): respiratory chain complex I
Source: RefSeq, a predicted model, not a curated record
CGUUUUCAAACUGUUAUCAAAAGUGCAAUAAAUGUUCGUACAUUAAGUCUCUCGUUUCCUUGUACUGCAGUUAAACCGAAUAAACUAGAAAACUUCACGUUCCACGAAGAUGCGUAAAUAAACUCAGAUAUAUCUUGUAAACAAAUACUUCGAGGUUAAUUUUAGGAAUAACCUUGUCAAUAUAAAUUUUAAUAUUCUUCUAAUAUGUCUGGACAAUUAGCUCGACAAGCAACUAAACAAGUUCGUCCAUUAAUAUCAACUUCUCGUGAGGAAGCUCGUAGAAAUGUGCUUCGACUUUACAAAGCUUGGCAGAGAAACCUUUUAAAUAUGAGGUAAUAUGGAAUUGGAAGAAACAAUUAAUGGUUGGAAACAGCCAAUGCAUGUGAUGGCUUAUUUUAAAGACACUGUUGAGCCUAGACCAAAAAACUUUUUAGGACGCUUCUUUUCUGGUUUAGAAUAACUUUCAAAAUAAGUAUAUGUUUGCGAUUACAAAUUAUUUGUAAAUAAAUAUUAUUUAGUAAUUUUGAAUAGCACCUUUGUAGCACUUAUAUGAUUUUUGAAGAAUAAAAUUCUAUUGGUUAUUAUUGUGUCUUUAAAUUGAAUAAAACUUGUAUAAAACUGAUAGCUACUAAAACUAUAUUUGUGUUUUGGAAAUAUGUAUGGUUUAAAAAAAUAAAAUUUAAGUUUGGAAGUUA